Molecule: messenger RNA, 7613 nt
Organism: Elaeis guineensis (African oil palm)
Lineage: Eukaryota; Viridiplantae; Streptophyta; Magnoliopsida; Arecales; Arecaceae
Source: RefSeq, a predicted model, not a curated record
AUGGAGAAGGAGAUCGUCAUUCUCUCUCGAGUUGUCGCGAAUCACCUCUUCCUUGGCCAGUUCGAAGCGCUCCGCGCGUCGCUCCUCAGCCUCCGGAAGCGGAAUCCGGAGCUUGCCCUAGCAAUUCUCCGGGCCGUCGUCUCGCAAGGUGGAAGGAUCGACGGUGUCCUUUGGUCGAGCACCUGUAGUUCUCCUUCGCAACUCGCAUGGCUUUCCACCCUAGAGCUGAUCAAAUUCCACCAGUCGGCCUCGACAUGGAGAUUCGAUCCCGAGAUUCUUGGCGUCAAGGUUGAGUUCCUUCUCUUGAUCCAACUCCUCUCAUCUAAAGUCUCAGAAAUCUUGAAGAACCGAUCUCAGGAUCCGGAUGUUGACGAGAAAGGGGAAACCACUGAUGUAAAUAAAGACCCCGUACAGAUAUUGAACAAGAUAUUAGGUUUUGGUGUUUGGAGAUUGAAGGGCGAUGCAGAGCGUGAUGUCGAGGUUCUUCAUGAGGGUUCUUCGGUGUCCGAGGAUGAAUUGAGGGGUCUGUGGAGGAUUUUUCUCGAUAACGCAGAGGUUCUUGAUGCGCUGUGUGUGAACAUUCAGAGGCAAGCCCGCCCAUCCCAACCCUGUGAAUCAGAAUUGGCGAUCAGUAUCAGAACUGAAGCCAUGGGGAGCUUAAGUUCGACUGUUGAGGAGUUGGAGGUUCUUGGUCGGAUACAGCAGAGUGUUCAGAUGGCACAUUUGGAUGCUCUGACGGAAGCCGCAGACAGAGAUGAUUGGGACGGAGCCUUUUCUCACCUCCGGUUUCUUCAUCAAGAUUUUGGAGUUGAGGAGAUCGAGUAUAAGAUGACGAUGCAAGUUCUCAUCAAGAAGGCUUGGUCUCAAAAUACUUAUUAUGGAGAAACUUGGAUGGAUGCACGAAAUAGAAUGAUGUUGAUGUAUGCUGAAGCUCUUUCAUCCAGUUGCAUACAGCUUGUGCAGAUGAUUCAGGUCAUUCAGGAUGAAGUGUUUUCUCACGAAAUUGAACAGCACAGAGUUUCUGAUUCUGAUGGGAUCCCUCUGCCUCUUAAGAAGUAUCUGACAACAUUAGCCCUGGACAAUGCUAGUAAUUUAGAAGACAAAACUGCUUCAAGCAUUGCAGUCAGAUCUUGCAUGAGAGACCUGUACCACUAUGCACGAAUAUCUGGAACACAUGUCCUGGAAUGUAUUAUGGAUACAGCUUUGUCUGCUAUUAGGAGGGAACAACUUCAAGAGGCUAGUGAUAUUCUUUCACUGUUCCCCCUUCUUCAGCCGCUGGUAGCUGUCUUAGGGUGGGAUCUGUUGUCUGGUAAGACAGCAGGAAGAAGAAAGUUGAUGAAGCUGUUGUGGACAAGUAGGUCACAGGUCCUAAGGCUGGAAGAAUUUCCCCUUUAUGGGAAGCAAUCUGAUGAGAGAUCAUGUGUGGAGUACCUUUGUGACCUCUUAUGCUUUCACCUGGAUCUUUCUUUCUUUGUUGCUUGUGUGAAUUCUGGCCGGUCCUGGAAUCUGAAGAACUCAUUGCUUUUUUCUCAAAAUAAGCAAGCUGUAGAUGAACAUGAGCCUGAAGUUUUAGAACCUUUUGUAGAGAACUUCAUACUCGAGAGACUAGCUGUUCAAACUCCUAUGAGGGUCUUGUUCGACGUAGUUCCUGGGAUAAAAUUUCAAGAUGCAAUCGAGCUUAUUGGCAUGCAGCCUAUUGCUUCAACAUCUGCUGCCUGGAAGAGAAUGCAAGAUAUUGAACUUAUGCACAUGCGGUAUGCUCUUGAGUCGGCUGUCUUUGCUCUAGGAUCCAUGGAGCGAAGUGUCGGCAGUGAACUUGACAACCAAUCUCGUAUAGCUCUGUCAUACUUGAAAGACAUGCAAACUCAUAUGGAAUCUAUCAGUAAUGCUCCUCGCAAGAUAUUCAUGGUUAGCAUUGUAACGCUACUAUUGCUGUUGGAUGAAAUAUCUGUCGAUUUGACACAAUCUGCCUCAUCCCAAAGCUCCUCCAUCUCUUGGGAGCAGCUUGAUCAUAGUACUUCAUGUGAAGGUGGAAACCAGAUGGUGGUAGCUUUUACUGAGCUGCUACUUGCUAUAUUGCACCGCAAUCUGCCAGAAAUUGGCCCUGAAGUAGAGCACAUGUUGAAUAGUGGUCUGGCAACUGCAGGAAGACAGGCUUUAGAAUGGAGACUAUCUAACGCUAAACAUUUUAUUGAAGACUGGGAAUGGCGCUUGUCCAUUUUGCAGCGCCUUCAACCUUUAUCUGGACAACAAUGGAGUUGGAAGGAGGCCUUGGUUAUUUUACGUGCUGCUCCUUCCAAAUUGUUAAAUCUUUGCAUGCAAAGGGCAAAGUAUGACAUAGGGGAAGAAGCAGUUAACCGAUUUUCCUUGCCUCCAGAAGAUAAAGCAGCUCUAGAACUUGCUGAAUGGGUUGCUGGUGCUUUCAGAAGAGCAUCGGUUGAGGAUGCAGUAUCCCGUGUUGCAGAGGGAACUCCAAAUGCUGCCCUGGAGUUAGAUAUCUCAUCCUUCCGUAGUCAAUUAGGUCCUUUAGGUGCAAUUCUUCUUUGCAUUGAUGUUGCAGCAACUUCUGCUAGGUCUGUGGAUAUGUGCAAAUUGCUUCUUGAUCAGGCUAGGAGUUUGUUAUCUGAGAUAUUUCCAGGUAGCUCCCCCAAGAUGGGUUCUGUUUAUUGGGAUCAGAUUCAAGAAGUUACAAUUAUUUCUGUAACAAGACGUGUUCUUCAAUGCCUGCAUGAUCUCUUAGAACAGGAAAAAUCUCCAACCCUUCAAGAAAUACUUGCAGGAGAUAUGACUACAUCUCUGUCAAAUGAACCUAACAGACAAGGACAACGGCAACGUGCUCUUGUAAUUUUACAACAGAUGAUUGAUGAUGCUCAUAAAGGAAAGCGCCAGUUCUUGAGUGGUAAGCUUCAUAAUCUUGCAAGAGCUGUUGCUGAUGAAGAUGCAGACAGUAAUUAUUUAAAAGUUGAAGGCUUCUAUUAUGAUAAAAAAACUCUCUUGAUUUCUGAGAAGGGUGCAGUCCUAGGGCUUGGACUCAAAGUUUUCAAACCAGCAUCAAAAGGUUUGGCAACUGCUGAAGGUAGUGCUGAGAUUGCUGGUUAUGAUAUGAAGGAUUCUGGGAAAAUUUUCAGUCCUGUACCUUCCAAGCCAUCUACAUAUCUUUCAUCCUUUAUAAUCUACAUCGCAACCAUUGGUGACAUAGUUGAUGGAACUGACACAACUCAUGACUUCAACUUCUUCUCACUGGUAUAUGAAUGGCCAAAAGAUCUUCUUACUCGUCUUGUCUUUGAGAGGGGAAGCACUGAUGCAGCUGGAAAGGUAGCUGAUAUUAUGGGUGUAGAUUUCGUGCAUGAAAUUAUAUCAGCUUGUGUACCACCAGUUUUUCCUCCACGAUCUGGUCAUGGUUGGGCUUGCAUACCAGUUUUACCUACUUCUCCUCAAAUGAGUUUGGAGAACAAAGUCACCUUUGCUAAGGCCAGUUCAUAUGGUUCAAUCCCAGCGGCACAUGCAAAUCCUCUUUACCCUCUUCAGCUGAAUAUAGUGAAGCACCUGGCUAAACUUUCACCAGUAAGGGCAGUUUUGGCAUGUGUUUUUGGUAGUAGCAUAUUAUCUACUGCUAGUGAAUCACCUGCUUCUAAUUCUUUAAAUGAUGCAUGGGUGCAACCACCUGAUGCCGAGAGAUUGUUCUAUGAGUUUGCUCUUGAUCAGUCAGAGAGAUUUCCAACACUGAACCGAUGGAUACAGAUGCAGUCAAACCUUCACAGAGUAUCUGAGUCUGCAAUAGCUGCUAAAAGCGAUGCCGAGAUUCCUGCAGCUAAGCCUGAUGGAAAAGUCCCUUUCAAGCGAUUACGUGACCCUGAAAGUGAUACUGAAUCUGAAGUUGAUGACACAGUUGCUAGUGGCCAAAUUACUCCAACCAUGUCAGAAUUUAAAAUGCAAGGCCAUCUAGUUUCUGACUCCAUGCGAGAUUCCCCAUUAAAUGACAAUGUUGAAGCUGACCCUACAGUUUUUCUUUCGUUUGAUUGGGAGAAUGAAGGACCAUAUGAAAAAGCUGUUGAGAGGUUAAUUGAUGAAGGGAAACUAAUGGAUGCUCUUGCCCUAUCGGAUCGCUGCUUACGUGAUGGAGCAUCUGAUCGGUUACUUCGGUUACUUAUCGAACAUGGAGAGGAGAAUAGUCCAGUCAGUGGACAACCCUAUGGUUAUGGUCCCCGCAAUUUUGGAAGCACCACUUGGCAGUAUUGUUUGCGGCUAAAAGAUAAGCAGCUUGCAGCGAGACUUGCUCUUAAGUAUCUGCACAGGUGGGAGUUAGAUGCUGCAAUGGAUGUUCUCACCAUGUGCACUUGCCACUUGCCUCAAAGUGAUCCAGUUCGGAAUGAGGUUUUGCAAAUGAGAAAAGCUUUGCAGAGAUACAGUCAUAUACUGUCCGCUGAUGACCAUUAUAGUAGUUGGCAAGAGGUUGAAGCUGAUUGCAAGGAAGACCCUGAAGGCCUAGCGCUUAGACUAGCUGGAAAAGGAGCUGUUUCUGCUGCUUUGGAAGUUGCUGAAAGUGCAUCCUUAUCUAUUGAUCUGCGGAGAGAACUGCAGGGUCGACAGCUUGUUAAGCUGCUUACCACAGACCCACUUAGUGGUGGUGGGCCGGCAGAGGCUUCACGAUUUCUUUCUUCAUUACGUGAUUCUGAUGAUGCGCUACCUGUUGCUAUUGGGGCAAUGCAGCUGUUACCUGAUUUACGUUCAAAGCAACUUCUUGUGCACUUCUUUCUCAAACGGGGAGUUGGAAAUCUUUCAGAUUCUGAGGUUACUCGGCUUAACUCAUGGGCAUUGGGCCUACGUGUUUUAGCUUUAUUGCCAUUGCCCUCACAGCAACGAUGUUCUGCUCUGCAUGAAUAUCCUCAUUUGAUUCUUGAAGUUCUUUUGAUGAUGAAGCAGUUGCAAUCUGCUUCUUUGAUUCUAAAAGAAUUUCCAUCCUUGAGAGAUGACAAUCUUAUACUUGCAUAUGCUGCCAAAGCUAUUGCUGUUAAUGUUAGUUCUGCUCUGAGAGAACCUCGCAUAUCUGUCUCUGUAUCCAGAUCGAAACAAAAAACUAGAUCGGGCAUGUCAUCGAAGUCAAACUUUGCACAAAGCAUAGGUAACUUGCAAAGAGAAGCUCGCAGAGCAUUUUCAUGGACUCCUCGUGAUACCGGAGUCAAGACUGCACCAAAAGAUGUCUAUCGAAAAAGAAAGAGUUCAGGACUGAUGCCAUCUGAAAAAGUUACUUGGGAAACAAUGGCUGGUAUCCAGGAAGAGCGUGUUUCAGCAUACACUGCUGAUGGGCAAGAACGACUUCCAUUUGUUUCUGUUGCUGAGGAAUGGGUACUCUCUGGAGAUCCAAAUAAAGAUAAUGCAGUUCGCUCGUCUCAUAAAUACGAAACUUCUCCUGAUAUAACACUUUUCAAGGCACUGCUUUCAUUAUGUUCUGACGAGUUAGUCUCUGCCAAAGGUGCUAUGGAAUUGUGUGUUAAUCAGAUGAAGAAUGUGUUAGGCUCCCAACAUAUGCCUCUGAAUGCAUCUAUGGAAACUAUAGGUCGAGCAUAUCAUGCAACAGAAACUUAUGUGCAGGCAUUGGCUUAUGCAAAGAGUCAGUUGAGAAAACUUGCUGGGACCAGUGAUUUGUCAAGCAAUUCCGAGAGAACAAAGGAUGCAGAUGAUGCAUCUGCAGAAAGUGGCAGCUCUAGUAUUAGUAGUCAGUAUCCAGAUGAACCGUCAGAACUUCUGGCACAAGCAGACACGUGGCUUGGACGUGCAGAGCUUCUUCAGAGUCUACUGGGAUCAGGAAUUAUUGCUUCUCUUGAUGAUAUUGCUGAUAAAGAAUCUUCAGCCUGUCUACGUGACAGACUAAUUUUAGAUGAACGGUACAGCAUGGCUGUAUAUACUAGUAAAAAGUGCAAGAUUGAUGCUUUCCCUGUUUGGAAUGCAUGGGGUCAUGCCUUGAUUCGGAUGGAACACUAUGCUCAAGCUCGUGUCAAAUUCAAGCAAGCUCUUCAAUUACAUAAAGGUGAUCCCACACCAGUAAUUCUUGAGAUUAUUAAUACAGUGGAAGGAGGUCCUCCAGUGGAUGUUUCGGCUGUCCGUUCCUUGUAUGAACACUUGGCAAAAAGUGCACCAGCAAUCUUAGAUGAUUCUCUUUCUGCUGAUGCCUACCUUAAUAUUCUAUACAUUCCAUCGACAUUUCCCCGUUCUGAGAGAUCCAGACAGUCUCAAGAAGCUGCAAAUAAGUCUGUAUCAUCUGGUCCAGAGUUUGAAGAUGGUCCCCGCAGCAACCUUGACAAUAUUCGAUAUGUGGAAUGUAUUCACUAUUUACAAGAAUAUGCUCGUCCCCAAAUGCUUGCUUUCAUGUUUAGGCAUGGUCAUUAUGUUGAUGCCUGCUUGCUUUUCUUUCCAUCACACUCUGUACCUUCACCUCCUCAGCCAUCAUCAUAUGCAGCAACACCUCCUUUGGCAUCCUCUCAACGACCUGAUCCUUUGGCAACUGACUAUGGGACUAUCGAUGACUUAUGUGACCUAUGUAUUGGUUAUGGUGCUAUGGCUGUUUUGGAGGACAUAAUAUCAGCAAGAAUUGCAUCAGCAGCAUCACAAGACAUAACAGUGAGCCAGUACAUAGUUGCUGCUCUUGCUCGUAUUUGCAGCUACUGUGAAACACAUCGCCAUUUUAAUUAUCUUUAUAAGUUUCUGGUUAUCAAGGGGGACCAUGUUGCAGCUGGUCUUUGCUGUAUUCAACUGUUUAUGAACUCCUCUUCCCAAGAGGAAGCAAUCAAACAUUUGGAGCACGCCAAGAAUCAUUUUGAAGAAGGAUUAUCAGCACGGCACAAGGUAGGUGAGGCUCCUAAACUUGCAUCCAAGACUGUUCGCGGAAAGACUGCCUCCCAAAAACUUACUGAAGAGGGGCUUGUCAAGUUCUCGGCACGGGUAGCUAUUCAGGUGGAAGUAGUGAAAUCCCUCAAUGAUGCAGAAGGACCUCAGUGGAAGCAUUCCCUCUUUGGAAAUCCAAGUGACCCUGAAACUUUCAGGAGAAGAUGUGUGGUUGCUGAAACUCUUGCUGAAAAGCAUUUUGACCUGGCUUUCCAAGUGAUUUAUGAGUUUAACCUUCCAGCUGUUCAUAUUUAUGCUGCCGUAGCAGCAUCCCUGGCAGAUAGAAAGAAGGGUGGUCAGUUAACAGAGUUCUUGAAGAAUAUAAAAGGCACAAUAGAUGAUGAUGAUUGGGACCAGGUGUUAGGUGCUGCCAUCAAUGUAUAUGCAAAUAAACACAAAGAAAGGCCUGAUCGUCUUAUUGACAUGUUAGUCAGCAGCCACAGGAAAGUCUUGGCCUGCGUGGUCUGUGGUCGUCUAAAGAGUGCUUUCCAGAUAGCAUCCCGAAGUGGAAGUGUGGCUGAUGUUCAAUAUGUGGCACAUCAGGCUUUGCAUGCAAAUGCACUACCUGUCCUGGACAUGUGCAAGCAAUGGUUGGCUCAGUACAUGUAAUUUGCUUACUUUUGUAAAGAUACAAGGGACAGAAAAAUAAAAUGUUGCAGAUAAAUUAUAUAUGUAUAUAUUGGUUGUAAAGAGAUAGCGUCUGCAAUAAAAUGGUUCCUUUAUGAUGAGAA